AUGAGCUUCAACCGCCGCAGAGUGGCAUUGGCAUGCACUUUUUGCCGCCAUAGAAAACGGCGAUGCGAUGCCACGCGACCAUCGUGUCGCAAUUGCAUCGAGGCCGACGUCGACUGCCGCUACGAUGACACCCCCUCGCAGCGCAUCGACUCCAGCGGUGGCAGUCGCGAGAUCAUUAAUCGCCUCCAAGAGAUCGAGGCCAUGUUGCAACACCACCUGCCCGGCAUCUCUACGCUCACCUCCGGAGUCCAGGCCAUCGUCUCUCAGUCGCCUACCUUAUCCGCCACCUCCCCGGCGAGCCAAGCCUCAACUCUUCAGGCCGCCCGGAUUCUCUCUCACGAUCUUGCCGGCGCCGGAUCCUCUCAGCAAUGGCCGUUACCUAUGCGCAUGGAGCAGCAAUCCCAACUGCCCGGGAUGGCUGACGCGGAGCUCCCUCCGCUGACUAUCCCCGUCGGCCACAAGACGUCGUCCAACUACCUUCUUCGCCUACCCGCCAUGAAGCAGUUGAUAGGCGAAUAUCCCGCCGACCUGUUCUUCAUGCUCGAGUCACGGAAUCCGCUGCCCCCAGAGAUGCCAGCGCAUCCUACCCCUCCGUCGAUGAAUCCCUUGACCGCCGCCGAGCUGUCCAAGGAUGUCCUCGAUUGCUUCGUGUCCACAUUCUUCUCUCAUGUUUACCACAGCCACCCCAUACUCGACAAGGUCGAGUUCGACCGUAUCUACCAAGGGUUCCUCGAGAAUUAUUAUUCGGACCCCUGGAGCAUGGAAUCCAUCUUGUGUCUUGUAGUGUUUGCCUUGGGCGCCGCAAAGAUGGCACCACCGGGCGCCCACGGGUUCGAAUCAUCGCCACCGGGCAUGUUAUACAUGCAGGCCGCGCUUCCAACGCUGAUCUCCAUGUCGUCUUGGUCUGUUAACUAUAGCCUGCUACUGCCACAGGCCUUGGUGUUGGCGAGUGUUUACUUUGCCUACAUUAUCCGCCCGCUGCAGAGCUGGAGACUCGUGUAUUCUGCUUCUUCACUUUUGCAGUUCAAACUGUGUCGGUUACCCACUCGUGAUGGUGACGAGGCCUCGAGGGAGGCCAUCCUCCGCAUUUUCUGGUCCUGCUUCCUCGUCGAGUGUGACCGUUUGGCCGAGCUAGAGCUGCCCCAGAGCGGCUUGCAACAACUCAUAGACCAAACCAGCCUCCCAAGCUUCAGAGACGUCGACCAGUCGCAGUCAACAACCAGCCUCGCCGAAAUCUCGAUCCGCCGUCUGCUCAACCGCGUGCACAACUCGCUCUAUCCGCGGAAACGGAAUGUUCUUUCGCUAUCCUCGACCUCACUCACUGCGGUCGACGAGUUCUCAGCCGCCGAGAUCGCGUCCGUGACCUCGGUAUGCGAUGAGCUCUACCGGCAACUUAAUUCCUGGUACGAGUCGAUCCCGGAACCUUCUCGGCCGGCACUGGGCACAGCCCCCACGGGACACGAGCGCAAGUCGAUACUGCGAAUCCGCUACUACGCGGCGAGGCACAUUAUACACCGUCCCUUUGUCCUCUACAUUGUCACAAACGACCUUCAGCAUGUGGACAAUGCCGUUGUUUUGGAGAAGGCCGGCGUGUGCAUCGACAGCUGCCGGACCUACCUGCGCAAUACCACGGAGAUCCUCGCAAAGCAGAGCCAGUACACCUGGACCUUUUCCUUAUCGUAA
Chaetomium fimeti is the source of this 1683-nucleotide messenger RNA. RefSeq lists its product as uncharacterized. The transcript has 3 exons. Lineage: Eukaryota; Fungi; Ascomycota; Sordariomycetes; Sordariales; Chaetomiaceae. The record is from RefSeq and is a predicted model, not a curated record. Gene Ontology annotation, molecular function: DNA binding; DNA-binding transcription factor activity, RNA polymerase II-specific; zinc ion binding. Gene Ontology annotation, biological process: DNA-templated transcription; regulation of DNA-templated transcription. The coding region runs from base 1 to 1683 and encodes 560 amino acids.